This is a messenger RNA of Penicillium soppii, 906 nucleotides long. Its product is annotated as short chain dehydrogenase reductase family. Bases 1 to 906 code for a protein of 301 amino acids. The transcript has 3 exons. The record is from RefSeq and is a predicted model, not a curated record. Lineage: Eukaryota; Fungi; Ascomycota; Eurotiomycetes; Eurotiales; Aspergillaceae. Gene Ontology annotation, molecular function: oxidoreductase activity.
AUGACGUCCCUAAAUAUCAAGCUCGAAGACAUCACCAGUCUGGUGGGGAAGAAGGUGCUGCUCACAGGAUCUUCCGGGAUCGGGCUCGCAGCUGCCAAGAUCUUCGCCCAACGUGGAGCUGACGUCUUAAUCCUUGACCUCAACUCUCCCCUCGAGGCACUUCCAUCUGCUAUCGAAUAUCGCAAAUGUGACAUCUCUCAAUGGGCCGAGCUCAAAUCCGCGUUUUUACAAGCAGGGAAUAUCGAUAUUGCAGUUGCUAAUGCUGGAGUUUCGGAGGACCGAGAUUAUUUCGCCGACACUUUCGAUGAAGAAGGGGAACUGCUGGAACCGGCUUAUCCGGUCAUGGAAGUGAACUUGAAAGCAGUAUUCAACUUCGUUAAAUUAUCUUUGAGCCAUUUCAGGAAGAGGAAGAGUCAAGGAAGUAUUGUUAUCACAUCGAGUGCGACAGCAUACUCUCCAGAGCAGAGUCUACCAGUGUAUAGUGCUUGCAAGCUAGCUCUUAUUGGCCUCGUUCGUUCUCUUCGCUCAACUGUCAUCCAUGACAACAUCACUAUCAAUGCCAUCGCUCCCGCUGCCACUAUAACUUCCCUUCUUCCAGCUCACCUUGCUGCUCCAAUUAUCGCUGCCGGCCUUCCUGUCAGUACUGCCGAGCAUGUUGGCCUGGCGGUAGUCUACUCCUCUUCAGCCACACAGCUUGGUCAGGUUGAGUUAUACGGUCGGGAUCCAGAAGAACUGGCGAACACACAGGGCCGAUGGAACGGAAGAACUAUCUUGACGCUGGGUGACAGAUACACUGAGUUGGAAGAGCCGAUUGCACGGUUGAGAGGAGAUUGGUUUGGAGAGGAAAACAAAAGCGACACCAGGAAGCAGCAGAUGGCUACAGACUUCAGACCGUUUCCAGUGUGA